AUGAAAUACAUCAUUACACGACAAUUUUCAUUUAGAAGAAAGACAUUCUUAAUUUCUAGUAAUUCAGAAUUAGUAUCUAUAGCUAAAGCAGCAUCGUCCGACAGAUACAAAGAUCAAUUCAAUGUUCAAUUAUCAAAUCUAUCCAGCCAAUUAACAGAAAAUGACUCUUGUAUUGUUGAACCCGAUGAAAACCAACUAGGAAAUUAUUUGAUUUAUUCGAUAAAGCAUCGAACAAAUGAAAAAAAAAUCUUUGGCCAAUUAUUUUAUCAAUUGAUUAAUUUCAAUCAUUAUAUUUAUAGAAUUAUUAUUGGACACAAAUUAUAUGAAGUUCGAAGUUUAGAUUUAAUAAAUCGCCAUUUGACUAUUAUCGAUACAUUUAAUUCAAAUAUUUCAUCAAAUAAAGAUUCAAUUACGACUUUGAAUCGACCAGAAAUAUUAUUUCAACUUAUUGAUUCAUUUUCAAAGAUAAAUGAUAAAUAUCAUGUCAAUAUUCACGACAACGAGUGGCCAUUAGGUUAUCUUGCAAUAACUAUUUUACUUCAUCUACAUGAAUCUCGAUUGAGUUUAAAAAAAGAUACAACUGAUCUUUGGUGGACAAUAGAUGAUACUGAGAAAGAGAUCACAUUUGAAUUACACAUUAAAAGUACAGGUUGGAUUGCACUGGCUGGUGGUGUGAAGGGUGCUGAUAUUGUUGUAGGAUGGGUUGAAUCGUCGAGUAAAGGUCGAUAUGCAAUAAGAAAUUCAAGACCCAUUCUCGACAAUGCAACGCAAGAUUGGUUUCUUCUUCGUGGUCAUGAAAAAGAUGGAUGGGCAGCGAUUCAGUGUAAACGUUUGUUGAGCACUUGCGAUUCAAUGAAUGUUCCAAUAAAAUCUGGCACUAAUGAUCUUAUUUUCGCGUAUGGUCUUACUGAUCUCGAUUCAAAUCGACCAGACAUGAAUAUUGCAUAUCAUGACACUCACCGAAAUUCACGAAUGAUCCCACUUCGCUCCUAUGUUGAUCCACCGUCAGAAGAUAAAUUCAGUAGACUUGAUACAUUUGAAUUUCGUUUGAAUAAUUCUGCUGUACCCUCAACGAAUACUACGUAUCAUUGUAAAAUAUACAAAGCACCAACUGGUUAUCCAAUAAAACGGCAUGCUAUUGCUCACACAAUAUUAAUUGAUCCGAAAAACGUGAAUCUUGUUCAUCAUUUGAAUUUGUAUGAAUCUGAUCCUAUGACUACGCUUAAUGGUGAUCGAUUAUCUGAUGGCUUAUGCGAUGAAAUAGCCGACGAAAUAAAAUUUUGUUCAUCAAAUUUUGCAACUGUAUGGGCUGUUGAUAGUGACGCUGUAAGAUUAGACGAGUGUGCGACGGGAUAA
Messenger RNA from Rotaria socialis, 1356 nucleotides. Lineage: Eukaryota; Metazoa; Rotifera; Eurotatoria; Philodinida; Philodinidae. The record is from the annotation of a GenBank genome assembly.